This is a messenger RNA of Acanthochromis polyacanthus (spiny chromis), 2423 nucleotides long. RefSeq names its product FA complementation group G (gene fancg). Lineage: Eukaryota; Metazoa; Chordata; Actinopteri; Pomacentridae. Gene Ontology annotation, cellular component: Fanconi anaemia nuclear complex. The coding region runs from base 291 to 2192 and encodes 633 amino acids. Gene Ontology annotation, molecular function: protein binding. The record is from RefSeq and is a predicted model, not a curated record. Gene Ontology annotation, biological process: interstrand cross-link repair. The transcript is spliced from 13 exons.
AUGAGCGUUGCUGACCAUAAAAGAAACAUCAUCUCUUAACAGUUUCAUGCCUGUGACAAACAGUGAUUGAAGUUUCUAGAAAAGCAGCUGAAGUUGGCUCCACACAGCACCACCUGCUGGACAGUCCGCAGGUUGCAGGUGUAGUUCGCAGAUAUGGCCACAGGAGGCAGCAGAGCCCCACAGCAGCACCUGAAACACACCACCGUUUACUUCCGGUGUCGGCUGCUGUUCGACAGACGAGGGAAAGUUCAAACAAAAUAUCACCAACUUUUUCAGAAAACACGGAUGUUAUGUCUCAUAAAAUGUCCCAACCGCCGUCUUUAUUAAAUAAAUGGAUCCAGGAAAACAACGAGUUGGUAAACAAGUGGAAGCAGCCAGAAAAAGGACGAGAUACCGUGAGGCAGGACCAUAACCAGCCUCAUUUGAAGUGGUGCUCCUAUGAGUUUCACAAACUUUUAGGGAUAAUACAAGGUAUUCCUCCUAAUUCAGAUUACACACAGUUGGAGCUGGCAGUGGUGUAUAAUGCCGGUGUGUGUGCUACUGCUCAGGCUCAGUUCUCAGAGGCUGAGUUGUUCCUCACACAAGCUGCAGAGAGAGUGCUGCAGGUGACAGGAGGUGAAACUGGUGCUUCAGAUCCUCUUGUCUGCUGGAGAGCAGUUCUGAAAUCAGUGGAGAACACACAUUUGCACCCCUCUGUCUUGUACCUCGUCUGUCUGCAGUGGGCCAUAUGGCUGGCCACGUGCCAGCUGAAAACUAUACAGGAAUUUCAGGAGGAGAUGCCUUCUCUGUUUGAGACACUAUGUGGCGGAGUAGGAGAUGGCGCUAUCAGUGAGGCAAGGUCAAAGUCCUCAAACAUUCCACUAAUGGUGAUGGACCCGAGAAGGCUUAUUGAAUUAUUGCAGAUCUGCACGUCCAUUGCACUAGAGAGGCUGACUGAGGGUCAGAGUUCAGAGGCUCUGACUGGUCUGCAGGCAGCUUCUUCCCUGCCAGCUCCCAGAGCUCUAGUAGGAUACACACACCUCCUCUCAGGCUCCUGCCUCACCCAUAUGAGACGCCCUCAGAUGGCAUUGCAGUGCUACAGAAAGGCACUUGAGACAGACUCCCGUUGUGUGUGUGCUCUCUACCAGAGCAUGCUCAUUUACAGACAGCUGGGAAACACACAGGCUGAGAUACAAGCUCUUCGCUUACUGCACUCAACUUUGAUGCUGCCCUCUGCUACAGAUCCUGCUCUGGCCAGCACCCAUCUCCUCUCUCCGUCCUCACUCCUCUGCAGCCAAUCACUGAGCAGCCUGCUCUCUGUCCCAUCUGCCCUCAGUGUCCUUCACAGUUUGGCCCUCAAGUGUUUGCUCUGUGGCAGAGUGUCAGAGGGUGUUGAACAUUAUCUGGACCUGCUGGCGGUUCUUCACUCAGAAGAUCAACAAGGACUGCACACUCAGGAUGCUACAAUACCAAGGUUACCUGAGCUUUACCUGGAGGCUGGCGCUGCCUUGCUCAUGGCACGGCGGCCUGCAGACUGUUUGGCACUCUGCAGUGAAGUCAUUAGCACCACACUGGAGCUGCUCCCAGAGAAAGUGGUGUUAGAAGAGCCGGAGGAAAGAAGAGAAGCCGAGACCAGGGACACGGAGGGUGAAAAUAGGGUGGCAAUGGUGCUCUGGACCGCAGCUGCCUACCUCCUCCAGGGUCACUGCCAUUCUCACCUGAAGGACUGGAAACAAGCUGUGACUCACUACACAAGGUGUAUUAACCUGCUGGUGAAGGUGCGCUUAAAGAAGAGAGAUUUCCAACCACAGUUCUCCAGUGCAGACAUGGAUGUCCAACGAGGAAAAGACCUGUGUGUCCUUCAGAAGCUGAAGGGGCUUUCACUAGCUGGCAGGGGCAUCAGCUUCACCCAGACUGACAAGCUAAAAGAGGCACUGAGAGACCUACAGCUCAGCCUACAGGCCUUUCCAGGAAUCUUCCUGUGUACCUACAGGAACCUCAGUCUGGCCCUUUGUUGGACUCAGCAGAGCUCCGCCACAGAAUACAGGAACUUGGUCCUACCUAGUCAACCUGGAGACAAAAAGAGAAUGCCCUGUCACUUAAUGAACCGGAUCAACUUUCUCCACCCUGUGAAACGUAAUCCACUCUCACAACAAACAUGGAUCAACAGGGAGAGUAAACUAGAGCAUGUUUUAAGAGUUCACAGUGUUUGAAACUGAGAAUAGACACAGGGCUGGUGGUACACCUGACGUGGUUUAUGCAUGAAACGAUGAAAGACUAUGGAACGUACUGCAUGGGGGUCUGAACUGAGUUGUAGGAAAGGAAAUUGUUUAUGUUAGCCAUUCAAGACUAAUGAAGACUGUUGGUUUAAUAUUUUUACAAUAAUAUCAAGCACAGUGCUUACUACUUCAGAAAAUACAAUAAAUUGUGUUGCUGCUUUAAAA